This is a messenger RNA of Dermatophagoides farinae (American house dust mite), 1101 nucleotides long. RefSeq lists its product as uncharacterized. NCBI's taxonomy places the organism in Eukaryota, Metazoa, Arthropoda, Arachnida, Sarcoptiformes, Pyroglyphidae. The record is from RefSeq and is a predicted model, not a curated record. Gene Ontology annotation, biological process: positive regulation of transcription by RNA polymerase II; cytokine production.
AUUAUUGUUUAAAAAUUUUCAAUUGUUGAUAUACAAUUCUUCCACUAUUCAAAUGCCAAAAAUAAGAAAAAAAUUGUACUGUUAACAGAUUCAGAAGAUGAUUCUGAUGAUAAUGAUAAUGAUAAUGUCAAGAAAACUUUGAAUAAAGUUCGUCCAAGUUUUGUGUCAUCAAAUGUUGUCAAUUCGUAUCGUAAAUUUUUAAAUGAUGAUGAAAAAUGGAAGAAAAUUCUUGAAAAUGAUGAUCAUGUUAAGAAAAAAUUGUUGGUAAAUAAUCAUCAUAAAAUUGUUGACGAUAAAUUAUCUGGAACUGGUGAUAGUGAUGUAAAAAAUAAAAAUCAUAACCAUAAUGACCACUGUAAACAGAAUGAUGAUCAAAUUCAGCCGAUGGAUUCGACCAGUUUUAAAAAAAGACGAGUUACAUCUGAUUCCUGUGAAAUUCAACAAAUAAAUUCUCCAACAACGAUAAAUGAAGUUUAUGAUUCAUCAGUAGAAAUUAUUGAAUUAACUGAUGAUAGUAAAUCACCAUUGCCUAGUAUGAAUUCAUCAAUAAUUCACGAUUAUGAAGAAAUCGAUGAUGUUUUAUAUGAUUGGAUAAGAAUACGUAUCAAACGUUUGGAUAGAAUCGAAUACUUUAAGAUGCUUCGUACGGCAACAUUUUCAUCAAUAUUUGAUCAAAUUGCUGAACGUUUCGACAUUUCUAUAUCUCGAUUAAUCCUAUAUCUAAAUGAUAAUAUUGUGGAUGCAAAAUCAACACCUCAAUCUAUAAAUCUAUCAGUAGCCGAUAUAUUUGAAAUGUUUGUUCGUUCCGAUGAACAACGAUUGGAUGAUUCGAUGGCAAAUGAAAUUGGACCAAACACACAAAAUGAUGAUCCAAAUGUAAUUGAAUUACAUCUUCGUGAUUCAAAUAAAAAACGUCUUACAUGUUUUGUGAAUCGAUUUGAAAAUGUUCAAUAUUUAGCUGAAAUUUAUGCAAAAGAUCGAUGUAUUCCUAUUGAAAAAAUUCUACUAAAAUUUGAUUAUGAACCAAUGAAUUUAAUGGAAAAAAUCGAUACCUAUGAUUUGGAAAAUGAUGAUCAAAUCGAUGUCAUUAUUAAACAAUGA